Messenger RNA from Oppiella nova, 608 nucleotides. NCBI's taxonomy places the organism in Eukaryota, Metazoa, Arthropoda, Arachnida, Sarcoptiformes, Oppiidae. The record is from the annotation of a GenBank genome assembly.
AGUUAGUCAAAGCCUUUAAAUUGUAUUAUUGGUUGUGUUAUCCGAGUUCCCAACGAAAAGUGUAAUACAAGUACUGCAAAGAAUACGACAAAAACCACUGAAUAAUGAAUUUCUAUCCUUUGCUUCUAUUGUUUCGGUUAAUGUUUUUUGGAGACAACUUUGUUUGGAGUCAGGUGCAGACACAGGUUUGGCUGACCAUCAAUCCGUUAGCUGACAAGACUUCUCAGAGACUAAUUGAGAUUAAUUGGAGGAAUGCCCCCAAAUCUAAUCUUAACGAUUGGGUUGGAAUAUUCACAUCUGAUCCCAUUGAUAGCACCGGUGCUAUUAGAGUAGUUGAUGUGAACUCCAGAUUAAAUGGAUAUAAUGUGACAGACAUUCAAUUCCCAUACCGAAACUUUGCGACGGGUAAACUGACUCAACAAUGUCUGGGCUAUUAUGUGGCAUAUAUUCACAACGGUAUUGUAUUUGCAAAGAAUUGCAUGAAAAACAAUCCGUUUUGGAUGGAAAACAAUCUGUCAAUAAUUGGUGACAAGAAACUGCCGUCACUGGUCAUACCGGGCACUCAUGACUCCGGCAGUUAUGAGAAAUGGGGGCCAAAAUCUGUCGGC